Molecule: messenger RNA, 1730 nt
Organism: Aspergillus eucalypticola CBS 122712
Lineage: Eukaryota; Fungi; Ascomycota; Eurotiomycetes; Eurotiales; Aspergillaceae
Product: mannose-6-phosphate isomerase
Exons: 4
Coding region: 366-1583 (405 amino acids)
Biological process (GO): carbohydrate metabolic process; GDP-mannose biosynthetic process
Cellular component (GO): cytosol
Molecular function (GO): zinc ion binding; mannose-6-phosphate isomerase activity
Source: RefSeq, a predicted model, not a curated record
CUCUCUAAUUGCAUCCUCAGGGACUAUUGUCUUCCAAAUUUCUACGACUUGAAUCGCUUAAGAGAGAAUACAGUAUGUGCAGAUAAGAUAAGAAAGGUUAAGAUUUAAACUCCAUCACUCGUCGGAAGGCUUCCCGGGCCAGGGCGAGACCAUCAGGGCAUGGCAGUAGUGAUCAGGGCAUGACGCCAUUCCAUCCGGCCAUUCCACGCAGUCCAUGACGCCAUGUUCACGCAGUCAACAUCGAACUUCAUAUAUAAGUAAAUAUCGGUAUACCCUAUGAAAUGUUCUUCUCCUUGGCCUAAAUGAAGUAUCAUCGAGUUUCUGUCAGAGUCUAGUACAUAUAAAUUGAUUUCUCUCUCAUCACAAUGACCACCUCGGUAUUUCAGCUUAAGUGCGGGAUCAAGAAUGAUCCCUGGGGUAAGCAAGGUAAAAACUCAUUAGCUGGUGUACUCUGCUCCAAGACGCCUGGUACAAUUGAAGUGGAGGAUGAUCAGCAUUAUUCUGAGAUGUGGAUGGGCACAUAUCCCACCGUCCCAUCUCGUAUCCUUGCCACAGGUGAACUCCUAAGCGAAUACCUCCAAAAGCACCCCGAGGUCACGGGAGAAGGCUACAAGAAAUGGGGUACGGAGGUGCCUUUUCUCCCGAAGAUCCUCUCCUUCCAAAAAGCCCUUCCUCUCCAAAUCCACCCUGACAAAAAACUCGCCGAGAAACUCCAUGAAUCCCAGCCAGACAAAUACUCGGACCCGAAUCACAAGCCCGAAAUUGCCAUUGCCCUUUCCAACUUCGAGCUCUUCGUCGGCUUCAAGCCCCUACACGAGAUCGAAAACCUCUUCAAACUCGCCCCUCUCCAACGCUUCCUCCCCACAGAAACCAAUGCCCCUACCUUCGACGAUUCCCUCCUACGCGAAAUCUCCCGCAUCCUACUCACUCUUCCACCCAUACUGGUCUCCGAAACCAUCUCCUCCCUGCUCACCAUCCCAGAGGCCCAGUUCGGCCCGAACCAGCGAUACAUCCCUGGCCUACUGACUAGAUUGAAGAAGAUGUACCCUGAUACCGAUAACGGGAGUCUUGUCGCCACGAUCCUUAUGAAUUAUAUGACUCUUGGGCCUGGGGAGGCGGUUUGCGUACCUGCGGAUAGUAUGCAUGCGUAUCUUACCGGAGAUAUUAUGGAGUGUAUGGCUAGGUCGGAUAAUGUCAUAAAUACGGGGUUUUGUCCCAAGGCGGAGAGCGAUGAUGUGGAUUUGUUUACGGGGUCGUUGAGUUUCACACCGCAUGAUGUGGAUAGCGCUCUUUUGAGGGGGAAGAAAAGUGAUGUUGGGAAGUGUUGGAAGACGGAGGUUUAUGAGCCGCCGUUUUCAGAGUUCUCGGUGCUAGGGGUAAGGCUUGGGAAGGGGGAGAAGGAGGUGCAUAGGGCGGUUAAGGGGGUGAGUUUGUUAGUUGUUGUGAGGGGCAGUGGAUGGAUGGGUGUGGACGGUGAGAAGUUUGAGUUGAAGGAAGGGUGGGUUUAUUUUGUGGGUGCUGGGGUUGAGGUGAACUUUGAGACUGAGGGGGGGUUGUUGGUUUAUAGGCCUUUUGCGGAGUAGAUUUUCCGUUUUCUCUUCUCUUUGUUCCGUCAGUGAGAGUGGGAAUUGGGAGGUUGGUAUUUGUAUGAACGAUGGAGAUAUGUGUCUAUUUCAAGUCCGGCUAGCCCUACAGAAUUAGCUACAGAUAGGAUAUGCUAUUUUCGUACC